Molecule: messenger RNA, 4288 nt
Organism: Oncorhynchus mykiss (rainbow trout)
Lineage: Eukaryota; Metazoa; Chordata; Actinopteri; Salmoniformes; Salmonidae
Source: RefSeq, a predicted model, not a curated record
AAUAGUAUGUAAUAUAGAAUACAUAUUGAGUAAAUGCCAAUCAAAUAAUUUACUUUUGAAACGGCAUAUGUCAUUUUAGCAGCAAGCUGGUUAAAGUUGUUAGCUGGUUAUCCAUUCGUAGGCUUUCAGUUUUUAGCUAACGUUAGCUAGCUAGUUAGUAGCUUGCUGGGUCAACUAGCUGCUGGUCACUUUGUUACUACCUCGUAAUUCAACGACAGUACGAUGUAAGCUAUAGCAGCCAGCUAGCCUAGUAUAACCAGAUUCCAGCAAAUAAAUAAUUAUAUUCUGUUUCCCCCCCCAUAGAAACCAGCAAUCAAUGGAGCAUUUUGAAAUGAUCAGAUCGUGGUUGCAUAUACCUAGCUAGUUUACUUCAGUGGCUCCAGUUGACAUUCCUCUACAAAUCGUAAAAAAACGAUCGUGAAAAAACAUGUUUACCCCGUCAAGAUACAACAGAGAAUCAACUUAUUUUCAUGAAGAAGACCCAGUUGGUAGAGACCGAAUUAUUUUCCCUGCAUUGAAGGCUUUUAGGACAAGCGAGGUGAUAUCCAGGGAACUCGAAAGCCCAGCCAAGGUAUUUGCGAGGAUGAAAGCUAGAGUACAGGUUGAGAACGAGAGGACCAAAACGCCUAACCCCGUGAGAGAAAAGCGAAUCCAAGAAGAACAUGGUGGAGUAAUGAGCUCGCCUAGAAAACGACAUCAGCAUUUGGUGAACUAUGAACAAAAGGAAACCGAGGACCUUGAAUUCACUUAUGAUGCAGAGCCUCUGACCCUUUCACCUUUUCAAUCGCCAAGCCAGGAUUUGACACAUUCACACUUUAUGGUCCACCCACAAGACCUUCAACGACAGUCACCGUUGAAAGACAUGGGUAGUAGUGCGUUCAAGCCAACCAACAUAAAUGCACAAAAGCAAGGCCCAGCUCUGGAUACUUUCUCACCAAAGUCCCAAAGGAAAGCUUUGUCAUACCCGCACACUCUGCUCAGCUCAAAUGACACCCAACGACCAGCACCCCUCAAAGACUUCAAAAGUGCCUCCCAGACAACCAACAUAACUACACCAGUGAAAAGGUUAAAGUCAAUGGAAGAUUGCAAUGGAAAAUUUAAAUUUGGGGCACACAACAUUGCACACGAUGAAUCAGUUUUCAGGUCCAAAGUUGUUUUGGAUGGACUGCCAUGCCUGGAUUCUAGAGCAAAUACGUUUGCUCUUCUGAAAGAGAGAAGACGAAAAAGGGACCAACAAGACUGUUAUCAAGAGAGCAGCCGGCAGGAUCCCAUGACAGGAUGUGAGCGCAGCAUGUCGACCCGUGCACAACCCACAGUGGGCACCGGAGAGGACGCCAGUGUGAACGUGACCAGUAGUGUGCCCACAGGUCUAUCAGAGACCAGCAUUCCGUCUAGGCCAGAUGCCGGCCUUAGUCAGUGUGACUUUUACCAUGACGAGCCUCCCCCCAGGCCCUUCCCAGACCUGGUGCACGACCCCCUCCUGCAGGUCUCACCGAAGAUCUCCAUCCCAAAGAAGCAGGGGGCUGUAUUCCGAGCCAAGCACAUAGCAGAGUCCACUGGAUCCAAUGUUACAGGGAUUCACCUUAGACACUGGGUCUUGAAGAGUAGGAACGACAGGUUUUAUGUGGAUGGUGUCCGUGAGGAUAACAAGAUGCCCUGGCACAGCAACCUCAUCGCAAAGAGAAUCUCAACCACACACCUGAAGACUGCUUCUGGCAGCAUUUACAUCCUGGUGGGAAAGAUGGCCCCGGAUUUCAGCGGAACUCAACUCCCAAAAUGGCUGUUGCAGAAGUUUCUCUUUGGCUUCCCAACGGAUUGGAAGAAAUACCUUGAGCUCUUUUUGUCAGAGCCGAAAGGUUCAGAAGGUGAAAAGGGGAGCAAGGGCCUGAUAACACCCUGGAACCAAAACCACCUCUCCACCAAGACGCAGGACAACACAUUCCAAAAGCCAAAUGCCACUAGGGGAUCUGCUCGUUGCUGUGCCACCAGUGCGGUGAACAGUGCUAAUGUUUCCCGGAGUGGCCGCCUUAUCAAACCUCCUCUGGAGUACUGGAAAGGGGCCAGAGUCAUCUUGGAUUCCGACAUGAACGUCACCAUUCAUGGGGGUUAUGACGAUUCGUCUAUGCUUUACUCUCAAGUCAGCACACCUGUAGCCAGAGUACUGUUAGACGGACCACCAAAACCGGCCAAGGUUUUCUUACCUCCAGCGGAAGAGCGGCUGCGAGGUGACACUAGUGAAGAGGAGACUAUGCCUCUGAGAAAGGUGAAGGCUUAUCCCCGGCCUUCGAGGUCAAAGCCAGAGGAUAAGUCAUCUCACAUGGCCCACGUGUCUCGGCGGUGUAAGGCUGAAGACAACGUCCUUUCCAGGGUCCCCAAAAGGCCCAAGAACGCCAGCCGAGAGCCUCACAGGUCCAUGUCUUUGGAGAACCCCUCUCACAGGUACCGAGGAAGACCCAAUGAAGCAAGUCCAAACUCUCAGUGGUCUAAGCCUGAGAACCCCUCCACCAAGGGUCCGGGCAGGCCCAAGAGGGUCAGCCCAGCAUCUCAGAGGUCCAAGUCUGAAGUGAUCCUCUCUCCCAAGCUCCGGGGUCGGCCCAGGAAGACCGGCCAAAGAUCUUGGAGUGCAACGGCGCCUGCCGCGUAUGCAGACCGUGCCCCACAAUCCCCUCCACGUCUCUAUCUCCGGGGUGCUAACGAACAGCACAGCGAUGACUCGGACAACGCCAAUACAUCCUCAGAGCUGUUACCAGUGAAACAAGUCAAUCAUUCAGAAAAAGUAGACCCUCCGAGAGUGCUUGAUUUGCCAAAGAAGAAGGUCAGUCGUCAGAUGCUCCCAGCGAAACUCCUGGAUGACAUUGUGAAAGAUACGGGGAAACCUGCGACCACAACGACCUACCCACGGAAGCUGACGCGGAAUAGGAACGUUCAUUAUUUUAGUCACAGUACUGACACAGAGUCCCAGUCUGACGACUUCACACAGAAGAAAAAGACCAAGGCAGUCAAAACGGGACCCGUAAAGUCACGGGGUACGAGAACACGUGGAAGGGUUCUGGAAGAUUCUCAGACAUCAUCGGGUGGUUCGUCGACUUCCCAGGACAACUGUAAGAAGAAAUUGAGUAAAAGGGACAGUCCACUGACACUGAGAGGAAAAGGCAGCAAGUUCCUCAGGGUUCAGCAGAGAGAAAAGGAAGAAAAUGGAGAUCAGUGGACAGAGGCAGAACUGUUGAGACUACAUGAGGCUGUGACGUCACUUCCUAAACACACUUCUGACUUCUGGGUGAACGUUGCCAUGGAGGUGGGCAGCCAUUCAGCUGAGGACUGCCAGAAGCAGUACAAUGCCCAGGCCCCCACUUUCUUGGCACCUUCCAAGGCCACCAAGAAAAGAAACCUGCAGAAGAAGGAGCCAUUGGUGGAACCACCCCGGAUAACUGCAAGGAAGGGCACGCUGAAGCGGAAGCAGCAGGUGCGAAACCUCCUGGACCACAUGCCCAAAGACGACCACGAUGACAUCUUCAACAGCUCGCCCAUGCAGAACAAGCGGGUGAAGUUGCCCACAGUGUCUCCCAAUGGAAAAGAAGAUGUGUUCAUGGACUCUGAGCAUGACCCACAAACCCCCAGCUCAUCAAGAUUCCCAUCAGUAAAAACUCCUCAGUGUCUCCACAUCACCCCCGGCAUGAUGGGCUCUGUGAACAGAGACAACGAUGACAGGUAUAUCUACCAACUUCAAAAAAGAAUGAAAAAAGGCCAAGUGAAGCUGCACAAAUUGGGGGCUGCUUCAAAGUACAUGCCAACUCCAUCAGCCAAACGUGUUUUGAAGAGAUGCAAUACCGCGGAGAAUGAUUCUUUUGUGGUGUGGGAAAUGUUCCCUGACAAGGAGGACCAUUCAGGGGAAAGUGGGGAAGAAGAGGAUUAUUAUUUUAUGGAUGAUGACUGAGCUGCAGAUUCACCAUGGGUCUCUUCACUAGACUCCAAGCAGGCCGAAAAGGGGAGGGACCUACCUGAGUUUAUCUAAUAAGAAAUGCUAGUUUUCCUUGCAAAACGUUUAGCUAUCGUUUGUACUAAUGAAUACACCCUGUUUGGAUUAUUAUUAUUAUUUUAAAACAGGAAAUUAAAUGCUGUAACAUUGUCAGAAGUUAUACAUACACUGUAUAGUUGUCAAUUACGUUCUGUGAUUCAAACCCCAUUGCUGUUUUAAAAUGUGUUUAAAAUGUUUUGUUUAUAUAUUGUGCCACUAAAUGCAGAGGCUUUUUACAAUAAAUGUUAACUCUAGUUCUUUGCACGACUCCAA